Molecule: messenger RNA, 1078 nt
Organism: Sarcophilus harrisii (Tasmanian devil)
Lineage: Eukaryota; Metazoa; Chordata; Mammalia; Dasyuromorphia; Dasyuridae
Gene: TAC1
Product: tachykinin precursor 1
Exons: 7
Coding region: 265-657 (130 amino acids)
Biological process (GO): tachykinin receptor signaling pathway
Source: RefSeq, a predicted model, not a curated record
GAAAGUGCAGUGGGGAGAGGGUCACGUGGCUCCGAGCCCGGAUAAAUAGGGGCUGGGCGGCGCUGAAUCCCCCCGAGCUCCCCGGUACCUGCGUGCGCCGCUUGCCGUCCGUCGGGCUUCUCCAGCGAGCCGGGAGGAAGAGAGGGAGUCCGAGACAGAUCCACCCCGUCCGAGGAGGCUCCGCAGAGGCCGGUGGGCGUUCCGCCGGGGGCCGGGACCUUGCGCACUCUCAGCCGGAGCUCGCUCCCCUCCCGCCUUCCCGACAUGAAACUCCUCGUGGCGCUGGCCGUGCUCUUCCUCGCGUCCGCUCAGGCUUUUGCCGAAGAAACGGGCGCCAACGACGAUCUCAACUACUGGGCCGACUGGUCGGACAGCGACCAGAUUAAGAGAAACCCAGGAGCCAGCCCCUCUCCGUCGAUCUCUUACAUGCACUCUUCCAACAUCCAAGUGCCUGAAAUCCCCAGGAUAGGAGACACUUUAUCUUAUACUUCCGUUGAAAAGCAAGUGGGCAUGUUAAAGGCUCUCUAUGGGCACGGCCAAAUGUCUCACAAAAGACAUAAAACAGAUUCCUUUGUUGGACUCAUGGGCAAAAGAUCUUUAACUUCUGGGUCUUCGGAAUGGGGCGCAGCACAGAACUACGAGAGAAGGCGUAAAUGAGGCUCGACAUGGCGGUCUUCGUGAACGUCGUGGGCUCCAUGGCUGGCGAUGAUGAGGCGUCCUUGAAGAUGCUCACUAGGCAGAAUGAUUAUUUAUUUAACAGCCCCUGUGCUUUUGAGUUGUAAACCCAAUCAGACAAUUAUUUUCAUAUUGUGACAAUGCCCCCCAUUGGUUAAAUGUUUUCUAGCCCUUCCCAAAGGAAGCCCCUGAUAUUUGAUGCCCAGGCUCCCUGUUUCUGGUGAUGACCUGGUCAUCCAGGAAGAUCAAUGUUUCGGUUAUUAGUCAUGUCCGCUUGGUGAUGAAUGGAGUGCGACCCCUCCAUGGCUGAGAUGUUAGGUGAUGGGGGGAUCGGAACCUAUUUGUAUUGCUGCAGGACGUCUUAUGUUUGUGACUAAGUGUGCGAGACAGAGAGGGAGGGAGA